Xyrauchen texanus (razorback sucker) is the source of this 2301-nucleotide messenger RNA. RefSeq names its product coiled-coil domain-containing protein 117-like. The record is from RefSeq and is a predicted model, not a curated record. The transcript is spliced from 6 exons. Lineage: Eukaryota; Metazoa; Chordata; Actinopteri; Cypriniformes; Catostomidae. Bases 210 to 1073 code for a protein of 287 amino acids.
CUACAAGUCCCAUGGGUCCUUGCUCAUAGACUUUUCCAGUAAAGCGUCGUAAAAUUCAGACCCAGACAACUUCUCACGUCAACUGUCUUUAGAAAUUUGUAACACAUUGCUAACAAAACUGACAUUCAGUUUUUGUGAACGCGUUAAAGAUUGUUUCUUCCACCCUCCACUAAAGACCCUGAUGUCUUCAGCUCAUCUUUGGCUGGAAGAUGAUGCGGAACCACAGGUCAGGAAGCAGCAAACUGGAGUUUGUUAUGUACUCUCCUAAUGUGCACUUUAGUAACCCUGAUUUGGGCACAAUUAAUGGGCCCAAAAGAGACUCCCAUCAACUGACUUGUGGAUCUAUGCCAAAUAAAAGCUGGGAGAGAAGAUGUAUGAGGAAGCAGAGGAGAAGGACAAAUGAUGAAACCUUUCGUCCCAAAAGACGAAAGCUGAUGGGAGGCGACGGAGUAGAAAUAGCUGAGUAUCCAAGUGUGAAAGUGAGGCACGGAUGGACUGUGGACUGCACUGCCCCUUCCCCUUCUUCUGAUACCAGCUUGGUUCAGUCACAGACUGAACCCAGGACAGAGGAGAUGGGUCUGCCCUUCACUGCCUCUCACUCUCCAAUAUUCAGAGUUCACACAGAGGUGUCAGGCAUGGAGGUAGAGACAGCUCAGAGGAGACUGCAGGAAAUGGAAGAGAGAAUAACUUUGGAAGAUGAAGGCGAUGAGGAGCUGGAUGUGGAACCAGCUCCACGCAGGCCAGUGUUGGUGAUGUCUGACAGCCUAAGGGAGGGGUUACAGCGUGGGAUUAGUGACAUUCUACCCCAUACAGUGGCACAGUCAGUGAGCCGUUCUUGUAUGGAACUGGUGGUAUGGCGCCCUCCAGAGGACCCUCUCACCCAGAGGCUGAAAGACUCCCUACAAAGACAGCAGCGUAAGCAGCUGUCAGUGAGAAGACAGACUCUCACUCCUAUACCAUCUAUUAGCACCACAUCCCUGCCCCAGUUCACAGCCACCAAUGUGCAAACAUUCAGCCCCCUGUUCAGCAGCCCUGCGUUUCUCAACUCUGGAGAGGAAGACAUGGAGAUAUAGAGGGAAAUCUUUCAAGGAUCUGACUGUAUUCUGUGUACAGAAUAAGCUUUGAACUAAUUCAGACUGCUCAGGCAUCACAAUAUCUGUGAAAAAUGAAGAAUAACCACAAGGGGUGAAGCUUUGCGCAAGUAUCCGAUGAGAUUUUUUUGUACCCUUUUUUUUAAAUUUUUAAUUUUUUUUUUACCUGCUCUUUGACUGUUGGAGAACACUUUCUUUGUAGCUGGGACCUUACUUGCACUAGUAAAAAUGAUAAGUAUCAUAUGUGAACGUCAUUUUUGAUGUUUUUUCCUGCGGUACAUAGGUCAAGUGUGCAGUCACAGUUUUAUAGUCAUUACGUAGCUUAAAGUCUUCUGUUUGCUGUUAAUAGUACUUAUCCUAUAUUAACUAAUUUCUGGUUAAUAUUGCAAGAAACAUAUGUUUUGUCUUUAUACAGUUAUACAUCCAAUAAAAUCAUCUUAUGCCCCAUAGUUUAUUCAUCACCGUCUCCCUUCUAGCUGGUCAUCCUGGCCCAACUUGCUUCAAUAGUGGCAAAAGCAUGACUAUUUCAUUUUAUAUGCAUAAAAAAUACUGUAAGCACUUCAUAUAGUUAUGUUUUUAUAUUAACUAAUAAUCAUUACUUUCUGCUUUUAAUUUGAUUUAGUAUAUAAAAUGUUUUUCCUUAUUUCAGUCGUUGGUUACACACAUGUAAGAAGGGAAGAUGGGAAAUGUGUGCACACCCACAUACAUUCAUUUCAUCUCGUUUCUAGCACUAAUUAGCGCAAAUGUAUCCUCUGCCUCUUUCAGGCAGGUACCAGACAGUGCGUGACUCUGUACUAAUUAACAUUAGAUCAUCCCUUUAGUGUCAAUACACACAUUUUUUCUGGGUCAUUCACAGACAGGGUCAUUAACAGAAAGGCUGUAAUUCUCCAUAGAGAAAUCAAGCUUCAAUUUUCCAUUGAGAUGCAAUGAUUAUUACAUUAGUAUUAGUAAAUGAUAAUUAGAUUAAAAAAUAAUUAAAAAAAAGCUUAAAAGUUUUGGUCACCAUUCACUUGCAUUUUAUGGACCUACAGAACAGAUAUUCUUCAAAAAAAUCUUUAUUGGUGUUCAGCAGAAGAAAGAGUCAGUCAGUGGCAUAACUUGGAUCUUAUGGGACCCAGUGCAAAGAACCUGUCAGGCCCUCUCCUUGGGGAGCCUGGGUCAUGUUGCGGGCCCCCUCUCACCCCGGGCCCUAGGGCGGCUGCCCUCCCUG